Monascus purpureus is the source of this 1078-nucleotide messenger RNA. Lineage: Eukaryota; Fungi; Ascomycota; Eurotiomycetes; Eurotiales; Aspergillaceae. The record is from the annotation of a GenBank genome assembly.
CCUAAGUCAACAGAACAGGUUCAGUGGUGGAUUCUAUUAGAAAGGCUUCUCAGCUAGUCAAUCAACUCAGCAUAUUCUGCUAAAUGAUAUCACUGUCAAACAACUGACGAUACAUACCACCCCAAUCAGUAACACUAUGGGGGUCAAGAGGAGGACGCGCAAGUUUGCCCAAGUCAAAAGAGCAAUCAGUCUGCGUGAUAACCGCCUGAAGGAGAGUAAGGAGCAAAAGAACAAAAAGGAAACAACAGCACACAAUGAUCUCAUUAGAGAAGUACCUCAAGUCCCAUCCUCCCUCUUUUUCAAAUACAACACAGCUCUUGCACCUCCAUAUUCCAUACUAGUCGAUACGAACUUUAUUUCACACUCGAUCCAGAAUAAACUCGAAGUCAUACCGACAAUGAUGGACUGUCUAUAUGCAAAAUGCAUCCCUAUUGUUACGGACUGUGUGCUUGCAGAACUAGAAAAGCUGGGCCAAAAAUAUCGACUUGCUCUGCGGGUUGCAAAGGACCCCAGGUUUGAAAGGGUACACUGUGAUCACAAGGGCACAUAUGCAGACGACUGUCUAGUUGACCGUGCAAUUAAACAUCGUAUCUAUAUAAUAGCGACAAAUGAUCGCAACCUCAAGAGGCGAAUCCGUAAAAUUCCAGGUGUGCCUAUAAUGAGUGUCGCACGUGGAAAAUAUGUCAUUGAACAGCUUCCUGAUGCACCGGAGAAGUGAGCAAAUGGCAGUUGACUGGGUUUGACUCUACUAGCACCCCAUCAGCCCUGGGUACUACCAUAUUCCGGCCAUUUUAUCCCAUAUAUGGCACCGAGUGCACAGAUACAUUUUCGAAUGUAUUCCAUACAUUUGCUUGUCCAUAAUUAUUAACUUGUUCUCCCCCACCCGGGGUAAGGCCUGGAAAAUGGCAUGACCACGCUAAUUUGUCUUUUACAUGGUCAAGGAUAGCAAGGUUUCAUCAUAGCGCUGUACAUCUGAGUGAUGAUAGUGCAAUAAAUAUGCAUGGACGGGCAGCUUGUGGCAAUUGAUGGUUUACUGUCAUGAUGGAUAGCUUGAUGCUUCAGUUUAAUAGCCAACAGA